CGCCAUAAGAAAAUCAGAAGCAGCCCUCCUCGUCUCGUUGCCCGAAGAUGGCCCAUGUGUGUGGCUAGGACAAUGCAUGCGAUGGUAUCAUUUGAUGCGACCAUUGAGGGUGUGGAGCCUAGGAUUGCGCAAUCCGACUGAGUUGCGCUGGUACGAAAUUCGCAAAACUUUCUCCAGGCAAAAGCUUCGCCAACACCGCAACGAGUUGCGCAAUUCUGCGUUGCGCAACCCUAGGAUCCAUGCCUUGAAUAGAACUCGCCCAAUGGCCUGGCUUUAGGUCUGGCUGGCUGGCUGUAGGGCUCCCUCAGGUUGUGCGUGUGAAGGUGAGAAGGCUGCGUACCCCUCUGCCUCUUCUGGGACCAGUAGCAGAAUUUCCGAUGCUCUGGGGAGACAUUUGAGCUACUUCGGAGCACGCAAGCAGAAGCACGCCUACCCCUGAUUGACGAGAAUGACAAUGGGUUUGCGGUUAUUUGUGAUAACAUCUCCAAGGAAACAUAGUUUUGAAGUUUGUGCAAAUAAAUGUAGUAAGUACCCUAACACAGGAGACGAGAGUGGAAAGCUAUGGCGGCUACUAAGGUGACGAGAGUUGGCUUAAAGCCCGCAGUCCGGAUUGUCCAAGAAGGGGGGGUUGUUAAACACUUGAAGCUGUGUAGCAAACUUUUUACCAGG
Messenger RNA from Closterium sp. NIES-67, 669 nucleotides. The record is from the annotation of a GenBank genome assembly. NCBI's taxonomy places the organism in Eukaryota, Viridiplantae, Streptophyta, Zygnematophyceae, Desmidiales, Closteriaceae.